Molecule: messenger RNA, 685 nt
Organism: Ciona intestinalis (vase tunicate)
Lineage: Eukaryota; Metazoa; Chordata; Ascidiacea; Phlebobranchia; Cionidae
Source: RefSeq, a predicted model, not a curated record
UUUGAUAAACUUAUCUACCAUAAUCAGGCUUUUUGGCAAAAAUAACGAGCCCACACGGCACAAUGAAGAUCAUACACUCAAGUCAAGUUGUGACUUUGCCCGACGAAGUUAAAGUUAGUGUUAAAGGACGAGUGGUUACAGUUCGUGGGCCAAGAGGUGUCCUAAAAAAAAAUUUCAACCAUUUAAAGGUUGAGUUGACAAAAGUUGGUACCAACUCUGUAAAAGUUGACAAAUGGUUCGGAAACCGUAAGGAUCUCGCGUGCGUUCGUACGAUCUGCAGUCACAUCAACAACAUGGCCACUGGUGUCACCAAGGGUUACAGGUACAAGAUGAGAUCUGUAUACGCUCACUUUCCUAUCAACUGUAACAUCACAGAAGAAGGCAAGAAAAUUGAAAUCCGUAAUUUCCUCGGUGAAAAGUUUGUGCGAAGAGUUGACAUGAGGGCUGGUGUGAAAGUAGUCUCCUCUGCCAAGCAAAAGGAUGAACUUAUUUUAGAUGGAAAUGAUAUUGAAUUGGUUUCUUUAUCAGCUGCUCUCAUCCAGCAAUCCACCACCGUAAAGAACAAGGACAUCCGAAAGUUCUUGGACGGAAUCUACGUCUCACAGAAGACGACCAUAGUCGAAGACGAAGCCUUAUAAACCUCGUCUUAUUAAAAUCAAAAAUACACGAGAUUCCGCACUUUUAA